GCCUCUCUUUUCUGGUGACGUGAGCCACAGCCGCCAUUUCGUGUGACAGAGGAGCCGGGAGAAGGGGGCGGAAGAAGGAAGCUGGUGAAGGGCAGACGUCGAUAAAAGGACACUACAAUGGGGAACAUGUUUGCAACUCUGUUUAAGGGCCUCUUUGGCAAGAAGGAGAUGAGGAUACUUAUGGUGGGCUUGGAUGCAGCUGGAAAGACCACCAUCCUGUAUAAGUUGAAGUUGGGCGAGAUAGUGACCACCAUUCCUACCAUAGGUUUUAAUGUGGAGACUGUAGAAUACAAGAACAUCAGCUUCACUGUCUGGGAUGUUGGCGGUCAGGACAAAAUCCGGCCUCUGUGGCGUCACUAUUUCCAGAACACUCAGGGUCUCAUCUUUGUGGUGGAUAGUAAUGAUAGAGAGAGAGUUAACGAAGCCAGAGAGGAGUUAACAAGGAUGUUGGCAGAAGAUGAGCUGCGAGACGCUGUACUUCUGGUGUUUGCAAACAAGCAGGUAAUUUAGAAUCCUUAUUCAUU
This is a messenger RNA of Nanorana parkeri, 524 nucleotides long. RefSeq names its product ADP-ribosylation factor 1-like. Gene Ontology annotation, molecular function: GTPase activity; GTP binding. Gene Ontology annotation, biological process: intracellular protein transport; vesicle-mediated transport. The coding region runs from base 118 to 510 and encodes 130 amino acids. NCBI's taxonomy places the organism in Eukaryota, Metazoa, Chordata, Amphibia, Anura, Dicroglossidae. The record is from RefSeq and is a predicted model, not a curated record. The transcript has 4 exons. Gene Ontology annotation, cellular component: cytoplasm; plasma membrane.